Messenger RNA from Coccomyxa subellipsoidea C-169, 780 nucleotides. Its product is annotated as DUF37-domain-containing protein. The transcript is spliced from 4 exons. The record is from RefSeq and is a predicted model, not a curated record. Lineage: Eukaryota; Viridiplantae; Chlorophyta; Trebouxiophyceae; Coccomyxaceae. The coding region runs from base 100 to 603 and encodes 167 amino acids.
GAACUUGAAGACGAUUGUCGAAUGCAACCCACGUCAAGCGUUAUAGUGCCCGGACUAUGAAGGCCUGCUAUGCAUCCUUCCUUGACAACUCCAGCCACAAUGGGGAGACCUCAAGCCGGAUGCAUUACAGUCUCGACUCGUUCGUGCUUACAUUGUGAAAACGAAAGACUGGUGGCACUGCGUGGACUGCAGCAGGGCAAGAGAGCUAGCAUAUUGCGGCAGAGAAGGUUGCUAAAUCAUCAGUCGACGUUGAGUACAGAAGCUAAAAAGAGGGUAGACGCAGAAGACAUCGGUGAAGUAGAACGGCCAUAUACCCAAAUCAAGGAGGAGCAUACAGACAUAGGAGUGAAAGCAGCUUUGGGGGUGCUUUGGUUCUACAAGAACGGCAUAUCUCCCCUUCUGCCGAAAUCCUGCCGCUUUGUGCCUACCUGCUCAACAUACUCUGUUGAGGCAUUCAAGGAGUUUGGGUUUUGCAAAGGAAGUGCUCUGACCGUAUGGCGAAUCCUUCGGUGCAACCCUUUCUCUAAGGGCGGAUUUGACCCGGUGCUCUGGCCACCAGUGGGGCUUGCGGGGCUCUUCAAUGAAGAUGAGGCAAUUAAGUAAUGGCUUGUGGUGAUAUUGCAUCGGUUCCAGCUGUUAACAUGAACACAUUACCAUGAUGCUUCAAGUUGAAGCUGUGGAAGCAAAGCAGCAAUCCUACUCAACUGCAAAGCAGUGCUUACUUUCAAAAGAUACAAUGCUCACCAUUGAACUGCAAUGCUUGCAAAAAUUCAUGGCACU